AUGAACGAUACCGACGUCAACAACAAGUACGACCGCCAGGUGCGGCUGUGGAACGUGUCGGGACAGCGGCGACUGGUUGACUCGCGCGUGUGUUUUGUCGGGGCGUCGCCCGUGGCGUGCGAGACGGCAAAGAACCUUGUUUUGCCCGGAGUGGGAAAGCUUGUGUUUGUGGACGAUCUGGCUGUGGACAGCAGCGACUUGGCGGCCAAUUUCUUUCUGCAGGAGUCGGAUUUGCACAAGGACCGGGCCCGGUGUGUUUCUGAUCGUCUGGGCGAGCUCAACGCCGACUCCUCCUUGGAACAUGUGAACACACCCUGGGACCAGCUGAUCCAGGACAAAGGGUUCUGGAAACAGUUUGACUGCGUGGUGAACGCGCGACUGGACCCAGACACCGAUCUGAUCGACGUUCUGUGGCAAUUGGGCGUUCCCCUUGUUCAUAUCCACGCCACGGGGGUGUAUUCUCUGGUAAGGGUGUAUUCUUUGGAACGGACGAUAGUGGAGACCCAUGCGACGCGCGCGGACGAUUUCCGGCUCGACGCGGCGUGGCCCGAGCUGCAGACGUACGUGGACUCGAUCGACUCGCACGCGGCCGCAGAGGUGCCCUACAGCGUGCUGCUGAUCAAGACGUUCCAGGAGCUCGAGAAAAAACUCGGCCGCAGACCAACCACGCGCGAGACACGCGAACGGCUGCGCGAGCUCGGCGACGACGACAACGUGCUGGAGGCCGUCAAGAAGGCGGCGCUCGUGGGGAAAGAAUCGCACACUCUGGACGACCGCACGCGGCAGCUGCUGGCCCAGAAGCCCAGUCUUGCUACAGCAACCAUGUUCUGGGUAUUGGUCGAGGCGUUGGACAGAUUCUACCAGAAACACCGUCUCCUGCCGCUAAACGGCUCGCUGCCAGACAUGACCAGCAACACAGACAGAUACCUCGAGCUCCAGGACAUUUAUAGAGCAAAGCACGACGCCGACAAGACAGAGCUACGCGGGCUGGCUACACAGGUGCUGGCAGAACACGACCGGGCCAACGAGACCGUGACAGACGCGGAAAUGGACCUGUUUGUCAAGAAUUGCAACGUCCUGGAGGUCCAGCGCGGGUCCAAGAACGUGUGGGACCCCAAGACGCUCGAGGACGAGAACUCGCCCGUGCUACAGAACAUCAACAUCUACUUUGGGUUCCUCGCGCUGAACGCGUUCCACAAACAGCACGGCCGGUACCCGACGCCUGCGGACCAGGCCGAGGUGCGCUCGUGGUCGAUCUCGGAGCUGUGCCGUCACCGCACGGUCAAGUCGUUCCCCGACGGGCUGGAGCACGUUUUGGACGAGCUGCUGCGUGCCAAGGGCGAGGUGUUGCACAACGUGUGUGCGCUGACGGGAGGAAUCGCCGCACAGGAGAUCAUCAAGGUGCUCACCAACCAGUACGUCCCGCUCAACAACACGCUCACCUUUGACGGCAUCCGCGGCCAGACAGGCACCUGGAAGAUCGACUAA
Ogataea philodendri is the source of this 1488-nucleotide messenger RNA. RefSeq lists its product as uncharacterized. The record is from RefSeq and is a predicted model, not a curated record. Lineage: Eukaryota; Fungi; Ascomycota; Pichiomycetes; Pichiales; Pichiaceae. Gene Ontology annotation, cellular component: cytoplasm. Gene Ontology annotation, molecular function: NEDD8 activating enzyme activity. Gene Ontology annotation, biological process: protein neddylation. The transcript has a single exon. The coding region runs from base 1 to 1488 and encodes 495 amino acids.